AUGAUCCGCUUCUUUCUGCUUCAAAAUCGUCAAGGCAAGACGCGACUGUCCAAGUAUUACGUACCACCACCGGAAGAUCAAGAGAAAGCGCGAUUAGAGACGGAGAUUCAUCGCCUUGUUGUAGCUCGUGAUGCAAAACAUACGAACUUUAUUGAGUUUCGUAACUAUAAACUCAUUUAUCGUCGCUAUGCUGGUCUCUUUUUUAUUCUGGGUGUAGACCUGUCGGCUAAUGAAUUGUUGGGUCUUGAAACAAUUCAUCUUUUUGUUGAAUUAUUGGAUCAACAGUUUGCUAAUGUUUGCGAACUUGAUAUUGUUUUCAAUUUUAACAAAGUUUACUCCAUGUUGGAUGAAUUUGUUUUGGGGGGUGAAGUACAAGAAACAUCGAAACGCGAGAUGCUUGAUCGUAUUCGUGAACUAGAAAAGCUCGAGUAG
Messenger RNA from Plasmopara halstedii, 432 nucleotides. Its product is annotated as ap-2 complex subunit sigma-1. NCBI's taxonomy places the organism in Eukaryota, Oomycota, Peronosporomycetes, Peronosporales, Peronosporaceae. The transcript is spliced from 3 exons. The coding region runs from base 1 to 432 and encodes 143 amino acids. Gene Ontology annotation, molecular function: clathrin-cargo adaptor activity. Gene Ontology annotation, cellular component: intracellular membrane-bounded organelle; AP-2 adaptor complex. Gene Ontology annotation, biological process: protein transport; clathrin-dependent endocytosis. The record is from RefSeq and is a predicted model, not a curated record.